AUGAAUGCUUUGCCAUCCACAAGAUAUGCUCCUGCUGCAAAUAAAAAACGAAGAAAUGAAAAUAUCAAUGAAUUAAAUUCAAUAAAAACUCAUAUAAGGCAAUACAUGCUACAACAACCUAUUGCUAAAGAAUAUAGAAGGUUUAUUGACUUUCUAAAACAACAUGAAAAAGAUGAAGAAUUUGAAAAGAAAUAUUUCCAAUUAAGAAUAGUAAAACCUGGACCAAACGAUGAUAGGAAUGAGGCUGUACCAAUGAAUCCUAAUGAAGUAGCAUUUAUUUAUGAUACUACAGAUGGGCAUAUUCCAAAAAUGAAUAUAUUACUCACAUAUAAGCUAAAUAAACAGAAUCAACCCAAAUUAACAAGUAUAGAUAGAAAUCAUCCAUUACUUGAUUCCUUAACAUACUCAGUGUUAUUUCCAAGUGGAAAAACAACGUUUGAUACUGAAAAGAGAAAAAAUAAUAUGUUGACGUAUCCUAGCCGUCAGGGAAUACAUUAG
Messenger RNA from Strongyloides ratti, 498 nucleotides. RefSeq lists its product as hypothetical. The record is from RefSeq and is a predicted model, not a curated record. The transcript has a single exon. Lineage: Eukaryota; Metazoa; Nematoda; Chromadorea; Rhabditida; Strongyloididae. Bases 1 to 498 code for a protein of 165 amino acids.